Molecule: messenger RNA, 4005 nt
Organism: Salvia splendens (bonfire salvia)
Lineage: Eukaryota; Viridiplantae; Streptophyta; Magnoliopsida; Lamiales; Lamiaceae
Exons: 28
Coding region: 52-3633 (1193 amino acids)
Cellular component (GO): mitochondrial outer membrane
Molecular function (GO): ATP binding; protein binding; ATP hydrolysis activity
Source: RefSeq, a predicted model, not a curated record
CCCUCUCUCUAAAAAGAUAAACGAUUUCCAGAAAGAGAAGCGGAAGCUGAAAUGGUGUCGACGAGGCGAAGUGGAUCUCUGCCGUCGAAUAAUAGUAAGAGAUCAUCUUCGCCGUCCGAUGAUAAUCACAAUAAACCUUCUUCCCCCAAGCGUCCAAAGGGCGCGAGUAAUAGCAAUAAUCCGAAGGCGUCGGAGUCCUCGCCGGCGGAGAACCCAAAGGAAAUAAGCUCGGCUGAUCCGCCGGAGCUCCCCGCCACCACCGCCGCCGACACAGCUCCUGAUGCCGCCGCCUCAGUUUCUGUUGCCACACCUGUGGUUCCCGAAGGUGCUGCAGCUACUGCAUUGGAGAAGCCGAGGAGUUCGUUGCCAUCGCGGAAGCAACAUCAAAGUUAUGAAACAACCUCACCUUGGUGUAAACUUCUUACGGAAUCUCCGCAGAAUCCUACUGUUUCUGUGUAUACAACCAAUUUCUUGGUAGGCUCAAGCAAACAAGCUAAUCUUUUGAUUCGAGAUCAGACUAUCAGUGCGAUUUUAUGCUCCAUACGUCUUGACCAGCGUGAUGAUAAACCUGUUGCGGUGCUUGAAAGUCGUGGAAGCAAAGGAUGUGUGCUAGUGAAUGGAAAAACAAUCAAGAAAAACACAAGUUGUGAUCUCAGUUCAGGGGAUGAAGUGGUGUUUGGCUUUCUGGGAAGUCAUGCUUAUAUUUUCCAACAGCUACCGUAUGAUAGUGUAAUCAAGACCCUUCCUCCAGAUGUUCAGACUAAUAUAGGGAAGUUCAUUCCUGUUGAAAAACGAGGAGAUGCAUCAGCUGUAGCAGGUGCUUCAAUUUUGGCAUCACUCUCUAUGUGCCCUGAUUUAUCAUGUGUAAAGCCCACUUCGCAGGCCAGUGGUAAAAAUUUACGAGGAAGUGAUCUACCACCUUCCUCGCCCAUUCUUAAUGAGGAUGAUCUUGAUGGCCACGAAGUUAAUUCAGCUACCGAUUUAGGAAAUAAGGUAGCUGGUGAUGAUGGGGCUGUAAGCAAGAAUCUCCCUCUUGAUGGCAAUGUGGAAUCUGGAUUGGAGGAAGACAGAGACUGGGUUAGGGAUCCAGCACCAGCAUCUCAAUCAGUAAUGUGUUCACGGAGUUCAGCAUUUAGAGAUGACUUAAUUGCUGCAAUUUUGGAUGGGCGAAACCUAGAUGUUUCAUUUGAUAACUUUCCAUACUAUUUGAGUGAGAGCACAAAAAGUGUGCUUAUUGCAGCUUCUUAUAUACAACUAAAACACAAGGAUCAAGUUAAAUUAACAUCUGAGCUUCCUACUCUGAAUCCUAGAAUCUUGCUUUCUGGUCCAGCAGGGUCUGAUAUUUAUCAGGAGAUGUUGGCAAAGGCACUGGCUCAUUACUUUGGGGCUAAAUUGCUCAUAUUUGACAGCCAUUCAUUCUUGAAAGGUUCUUCAAAGGACGUUGAGCUUCCCAAAGUGGGAAAUAAUGCAGAGAAAGUGAGUAAUACCAGCAAACAAGUUCCUGUAUCCUCAGAGCUUGUUAAGGACAAUGAACUUUCACCUGUUGAAGCAGAUACCAAAAAUUUGCUGAGUACUCCUCAGCCUUGCUUGGAGUUGCCUACAGAAAUGGAAACUGAUAAUGUUCCAUCUUCAGCAAACACGACAAAGAAUGUUUCUAUCAAAUUUGGUGAUCGGGUUAAGUUUAUUGGCCCAGCUUCUGCUGGUUUAUAUUCUAGUUCUGCCAGCUUGGUUUUUAGAGGUCCUACUCCUGGAAUGCGAGGCAAGGUUCUCUUGCCAUUUGAAGAUAAUCCCCUGUCAAAAAUUGGUGUGAGAUUCGACAAGCUUAUGCAAGAUGGAGUUGAUUUUGGAGGUCUCUGUGACAAGGGUCAGGGAUUCUUCUGCAAUGCCAAUGAGCUUCGGUUGGAUACCUCUGGUGUGGAGGAUUUGGACAAAUUGCUCAUAGACACUAUGUUUGAGACGGUGUUUGUAGUAAGCAGAUAUUCGCCCUUUAUUUUAUUUAUGAAAGAUGCUGAGAAGUCAAUGGCAGGAAAUUCAGAAUCAUAUAGUACAUAUAAGAAUAAGCUGGAAAAGCUUCCUAAUAAUAUUGUAAUAAUUGGCUCACAGACUCAGACAGAUAAUCGUAAAGAAAAGUCUCAUCCUGGUGGUUUGCUUUUCACAAAAUUUGGCAGCAACCAGACUGCUUUGCUUGACUUGGCUUUUCCUGAUAGUUUUGGGAGGUUGCAUGAUAGAACAAAGGAUGUUACAAAGGCCACUAAGCUUCUAUCCAAACUUUUUCCUAAUAAAGUUACAAUUCACCUGCCCCAGGAUGAAGCACUCCUGGUUAGCUGGAAGCAGCAAUUGGAACGGGACGCUGAAACCCUAAAAUUGAUCGCAAAUCUGAAUAACUUACGAACUGUCCUCAAUCGUAGUGGCCUGGAGUGUAAUGAGCUUGAAUCCUUGAACAUUAAAGACCAAACACUCACAAUUGAGAGUGCCGAAAAGGUGAUUGGUUGGGCUUUAAGUCACCAUAUGAUGACGAAUCCUGAAGCUGAAACAGAUUUCAAAGAUGCCAGGGUUACUUUGGCUAUAGAGAGCAUCCAGUAUGGGAUCGGAAUUCUACAUGCAAUCCAGAAUGAUUCCAAGAGUUCAAAGAAAUCCCUGAAGGAUGUUGUGACUGAGAAUGAAUUUGAGAAGAGACUUCUAGCUGAUGUAAUCCCUCCCAGCGAUAUUGGUGUGACGUUUGAUGAUAUAGGAGCACUAGAAAAUGUCAAAGAUACAUUGAAAGAGUUGGUGAUGCUUCCUUUACAGCGGCCUGAACUUUUUUGCAAGGGCCAACUGACAAAGCCCUGCAAGGGUAUACUUUUAUUCGGUCCCCCUGGAACAGGAAAGACAAUGCUUGCAAAGGCUGUUGCAACUGAAGCUGGCGCAAACUUCAUUAACAUAUCAAUGUCAAGCAUAACAUCUAAGUGGUUCGGUGAGGGCGAGAAGUAUGUCAAGGCUGUCUUUUCGCUGGCUAGUAAAAUUGCUCCUAGUGUUAUAUUUGUUGAUGAAGUUGACAGCAUGCUGGGAAGAAGAGAAAAUCCUGGAGAGCAUGAGGCUAUGCGCAAAAUGAAAAAUGAAUUCAUGGUGAACUGGGAUGGGUUGCGAACAAAAGACACAGAACGUGUUUUGGUACUUGCUGCCACAAACAGGCCCUUUGACCUUGAUGAGGCUGUGAUUAGGCGACUGCUGCGCAGAUUGAUGGUGAACUUGCCAGAUGCUGCCAACAGAGCAAAGAUACUAAGAGUGAUACUAGCUAAAGAAGACUUGUCUCCAGAUGUGGAUCUCGCUUCUGUUGCAAGUAUGACCGAUGGUUAUUCAGGAAGUGAUCUUAAGAAUUUGUGUGUAACGGCUGCACAUCGCCCAAUUAGAGAGAUUUUGGAAAAGGAGAAAAAGGAUCAAGAAGCUGCUCUUGCUGAAGGUAGGCCUCCACCAGCAUUGAGUGGGAGCACUGAUAUUCGUUCGCUAAAUUCAGAAGACUUCAAAUUCGCUCAUGAGCGGGUUUGUGCAAGUGUCUCAUCAGAGUCAAUAAACAUGACCGAGCUUCUUCAGUGGAACGAGCUUUAUGGUGAAGGGGGGUCCAGAAGGAAAAAACCCCUGAGCUACUUCAUGUGAUGGCAGACAUUUGUAGAAACCCUUCUCUCUUCUCCGACAGUUCGUUCUCUCAACCGAGCUCUUUUUUAUGUUGAAUGUGGUGUGGAAUCAAGCCACACCAAUUGUAUAAUGGGAGUAUAGAUUUUGAAGUUUUACAAUAGUUUUUGUUGAGAUGGUGAAAGGUUAGAAUAGCCUCGUAAUAAGUUAAAAUGAAUGGCUUGUUUUGUCUCCCCCAUCUCGGCUGGAAACGACGACGAUGUUGUUAUCCCUCAUUACUUUUAUAGGGUUUGAGAAGAAUUAGUCGAUCCUGUGCGUAUAGUUGUUUCCAUUCUUCAUUGUGUUGUUGCUAUAACUAACAAUAAGAAAUUAUAGUUGGUUUUGUUUUCCUUGUUA